AUGUCCGAUUUAGGAAAUAUUGCAAGAUAUAAACAGCACUUAGAUGAGAAGAAAUCCUCUGUGCGAAUCGAUACAAGUUUUGUCGAUAUGGUAGAAGACCUGCAGAUAAAAUUCAAAGAUUUGCUCAAAGCUGUGCCAGUCGUUGAUACUCACAAUGACCUUCCCUAUCUAGUCCGGUUGCAGUUGCAUCUGGAUCUUGAUGACGAAAAAUUCGAUCUAGAUUCGCCUCUGAUAGGGCAAACAGAUCUCCUUCGUUUGAAGGAGGGUGGUGUUGGUUUGCAAUUCUUCAGCUGCUGGAUCGAGCCUCCCAACCCUGACGAGUUAUAUCAGGAUUUUGAUACGGCUAACAGUGUGGUUCGCGAUACUCUCGAGCAAGUAGACAUCGUCAAACGUAUAAUUCGGAAAUAUCCAAACAAAAUGACGUUUGUGACCAAAGCUGACGACGCACUCAAAGAAUAUUUGAGUACAGGAAAGAUUUCAAUUGCGCUUGGUGUGGAAGGUUUGCACCAGGUGGAUACUUCCUUGGCUGUUUUAAGACAGUAUCAUGAAUUAGGUGUGCGUUAUGUGACCCUUACUCACAACUGCGAUAACCCUUUUGCUACAGGCUGCACAACUGUGAUUGCAGGAAAAGAAGAUAAAGGCUUGACAGACUACGGUCGUCGGGCAAUUAAAGAGUUUAAUAGGUUGGGAAUGAUGGUUGAUUUGAGUCAUGUUUCCCAUCAGACGAUGAUUGAUACAUUGGACAUAACUAAAGCACCGGUUAUAUUUUCACACAGUUCGGCUUAUUCUGUUACUGGACAUCUGAGGAAUGUGAAAGACGAUGUUCUUCAGAUGGUCAAGGAGAACGGAGGUGUGGUUUGUGUGACUUUUGUGCCUGGUUUUGUUCAGAAGCCUGGUGCGAAAGAAGCUACAAUUGACGAUUGUGUGGACCAUAUCCUGCAUAUUGUGAACCUGAUCGGAUGGGAUCAUGUCGGGCUAGGUUCUGAUUUUGAUGGUAUGGCUUCAACAGGACCUAAAGGAUUGACAGAUGUCUCGAAGUAUCCUGACUUGAUCGUCAAAGUUUGGCAGAAAACAAAUGCCACCGAAAACGAUAUCAAGAAAAUCAUGGGACUAAAUGUUCUGCGUGUCUGGGAGCAGUGCGAGCUCGUUGCAGAAUCCAUGGAAAAUGAAGAUCCCGUGGGCGAUACUUGGGAAGGAAGAAAUUGGUCAUUCCCCGAAUGGUGUACAAGGUGCUCAGUUUUGUAUCCUGGGUCGGAUAAAAAGAAUGCACACAAACACACUAUUUAUUCAACUCAGAGGUUUAACUUUCCGAACGAAACGUUGCCUUGA
Molecule: messenger RNA, 1329 nt
Organism: Ogataea philodendri
Lineage: Eukaryota; Fungi; Ascomycota; Pichiomycetes; Pichiales; Pichiaceae
Exons: 1
Coding region: 1-1329 (442 amino acids)
Biological process (GO): proteolysis
Molecular function (GO): metallodipeptidase activity
Source: RefSeq, a predicted model, not a curated record